Gavia stellata (red-throated loon) is the source of this 2582-nucleotide messenger RNA. RefSeq names its product axin 2 (gene AXIN2). Lineage: Eukaryota; Metazoa; Chordata; Aves; Gaviiformes; Gaviidae. The transcript is spliced from 10 exons. The coding region runs from base 1 to 2499 and encodes 832 amino acids. Gene Ontology annotation, biological process: negative regulation of canonical Wnt signaling pathway. The record is from RefSeq and is a predicted model, not a curated record.
AUGAGCAGCGCCGUGGUCCUCGCCCACCUCCCAGACCCCAGCAGCAGCUUCAGGGAAGACGCCCCCCGACCCCCUGUCCCGGGGGAGGAAGGAGAAGCACCAUGCCCGCAACUCGCCAGCUCGUUUCUCCCCAAAAGCCAAAGCUUCAAGGCCAUGCCGGUGCCUCCUGCCCCGCGGAGGAAUGAGAACGGACUCGGGGAGCCGGAAGGCAGCGCGUCUCCAGACUCCCCUCUGGCCAGAUGGACCAAAUCCUUGCAUUCCUUGUUGGGAGAUCAAGAUGGUGCCUAUCUUUUUCGGACCUUCCUGGAAAGGGAAAAAUGUGUGGAUACCUUAGACUUCUGGUUUGCCUGCAACGGCUUCAGGCAGAUGGACCUUAAGGAUACCAAAACUUUGAGAGUAGCCAAAGCUAUAUACAAAAGGUACAUCGAGAACAACAGCAUCGUCUCCAAGCAGCUCAAGCCUGCUACCAAGACCUACAUAAGGGAUAGCAUCAAGAAGCAGCAGAUAGAUUCCAUCAUGUUUGAUCAGGCACAGACUGAGAUUCAGACUGUGAUGGAGGAAAAUGCUUACCAGAUGUUUUUAACUUCUGAUAUAUACCUCGAAUACGUAAGGAGUGGAGGAGAGAACCCUGCUUACAUGAACAGCAAUGGACUGGGGAGCUUAAAAGUUGUCUGUGGCUAUCUCCCGACCUUGAAUGAAGAAGAGGAAUGGAGCUGUGCAGACUUCAGAAACAAAAUCUUGCCUUCAGUAGUUGGACUAUCCAGCAAGACGUUGAGGGUUACGGCGAAUGUCAGAGCUACGGAAACGAUCGAGAACGGAUACAGGUCCUUCAAGAGGAAUGAUCCCGUUAACCCAUACCAUGUGAAUUCUGGCUAUGUUUUUGCCCCAGCAACCAGCGCAAACGAUAGUGAAAUAUCUAGUGAUGCCCUGACAGACGACUCCAUGUCGAUGACGGACAGCAGCGUAGAUGGGAUCCCCCCGUACAGAAUUGGGAGCAAGAAGCAGCUCCAACGGGAAAUGCAUCGGAGUGUCAAGGCCAACGGUCAAGUUUCUCUACCUCAUUUUCCGAGGACCCACCGUCUUCCCAAGGAGAUGACCCCGGUGGAGCCGGCUGCCUUCGCUGCUGAGCUCAUUUCCCGGCUGGAGAAGCUGAAGCAGGAGCAGGAAACCAUGGACAGUCUGGAGGAGAGGCUGCAGCAAAUCAAGGAGGACGAGGAGAAGGAGGGCUCGGAGCUCCCCGCCAGCCUGCAGAGCAGUCGGGAGAUGGUGAACCCUCAGCAUCCGCAGCAUCCGCUCUCGCUCCUGCCCUCCGGCAGCUACGAGGAGGACCCCCAGGCCAUCCUGGAUGAGCAUCUCUCCCGUGUGCUGAAGACCCCCGGCUGCCAGUCGCCUGGUAUGGGCCGGCACAGCCCCCGUGCCCGCUCCCCUGACCGCCUGCCGACGGGCAAGCUGCAGCCCGGUGCGGCCUCGCCGGUGGCGUGCGCCUUGGUGGGUAAGGGGUUCAUCACCAAGCAGACCACCAAGCACGUCCACCACCACUACAUCCACCACCACGCCGUGCCCAAGACGAAGGAGCAGAUCGAAGCGGAGGCGGCUCAGCGGGUGCAGUGCUGCUGCCCAGCGGGCAGCGACUACUACUGCUACCCCAAGUGCAAGGGCCACCCAAAAAGCACAGACCCCCCUCUCCCUCCACUGGAGCCCUUCGGCAGGACGGGGACGCUGCCGAAGAGGCCGGGCAGAGGAGCGGAGAGCGUCGCCCUGCCGGCUGGGGACGGGGGGCUGCCCAGCUCCGGCGGGGUGCAGCUACCGGGGGGCGAAGCAGACCGGGCGCAGAACGUCUGGCAGUGGAUGCUGGAGAGCGAGAGACAAAAUAAGCACAAGCCCCAUAGCACACAAAGCACAAAGAAGGCCUACAGCUCCGACUUUGCCAAGGGGGCCCCCGGCCGUCACCACCCGUGGGGGACCGGCAGCCACCCGCGCGGGGCGCAGCCCGCCCACCCCUUCGUCCAGGACCCCGCCAUGCCCCCGCUCACCCCACCCAACACCCUGGCGCAGCUGGAGGAAGCGUGCCGCCGGCUCGCCGAGGUCUCCAAGCCGCAGAAGCAACGAUGUUCAACCUCAAAUCAGCAGAGGGAUCGAAACCACUCCGCUGCCGUUCAGGGGGGAAACACCCCUUUCUGCAAUGCAAGUCUAACGACAGAAGAUCACAAAGAGCCAAAGAAACUGCCAGUUGUUCACACCUCUCAAUCGAGUGAGUUGGUUGUCACCUAUUUUUUUUGCGGAGAAGAAAUUCCCUACAGGAGGAUGUUAAAGGCCCAGAGCCUGACACUUGGGCACUUUAAAGAACAGCUGAGCAAAAAGGGGAAUUACAGAUACUACUUCAAAAAAGCAAGCGAUGAGUUUGACUGCGGUGCGGUGUUUGAAGAGAUUUGGGAAGAUGAAACCAUCCUGCCGAUGUACGAAGGAAGGAUUCUUGGGAAAGUAGAAAGGAUCGAUUGAUGGCAUCUGUGUUUUUUAAGAAAAGUUAAGCUAGAAAAGUCUUUGGACACACAACAGUAGUGAUGACAAGGAGAAAAAAAAAA